Drosophila ananassae is the source of this 1176-nucleotide messenger RNA. RefSeq lists its product as uncharacterized. Lineage: Eukaryota; Metazoa; Arthropoda; Insecta; Diptera; Drosophilidae. The transcript has a single exon. Bases 498 to 1079 code for a protein of 193 amino acids. The record is from RefSeq and is a predicted model, not a curated record.
CAUUCUUUAAUAACAACAACGUUCCGUAAACAACUUCAAAGAGUAAAACCACAAAGGUAUCGUCCCUUGGAAUCUCUCUCCAGAAAAUAUAACACUUUCACUCCCCGGUACCUCCAACGAUAUUGGCAAUAUGCGUGAGUUUGCCUGAGUUUCGGGGCCAAGUGAAGAAUAAUAUAACAGAAAAUUGACAAAUAAAUGCAAAUAAGUAACUCAAACAGCCGAAAUGGCUCAAAAACCAAAGCGCAGCGAGUGCCCAGGGCACGUCUGGAUGUUGGCCAUGUGCCAAGCUCUUGGCCAAACCGAACCCAAAGCCAAACAAAGGUAAAUACACAAACGGCACUCAAUUACACUCAAAAACGUACGGAAAACGGUCAAAAUAUGUAUGUGAAAAAGCGCAGCAGUUGGAAUAAGUUCGUUGGCCAAGGCGAAGCCAAAAUUAGUGCAACCUCGCACCAGGGCCAGAGUGGAUCACCGGUAUACAACCACGCCAGACAGUGAUGCAGUUGCUCCAGAUAUCGAUGGGAUGGGUUCUGGGGCUGGGGCUGCUCUCCACAGUUCUGGAAGCAGCCAUCCUCCCCCUGACUCUGAUCCAGGAAGCGGAAGUUCCAACGCCCAUGGACACAGACAAAUUUGGUUACCUCGAGGUGAAGCCAAAUGGCUCUUUGAUUCUUCGGAGAGCCCCCAACCAGAGUGGCAGCAAUCUUCAGAAUCUUCUCCUGCUUCGGGGAGUCCUGCAAGCCCUUAAGCUAAGUCCCACGAAAAUAUCAGAGGCUGGAAGCGAAGCCCAGGUAGCUUUGAAACUCUAUGGUGAUGGGGUGGAGCUCAAGUUCCCACCUUUCCUGGAGAACGUCAUCCAGCGCAUUCAGACCUACUUUUCCGUAUACCGCUACACGGAUACCAGUAAGCCCAACUUUCAACGGAAAGAAAACACAACCAUAUCCGAGAAGCCAGAAGAAGAAAAUACAAUCAUAUCCGAGUCAGUGGGCGAAACCACUUUGAAACAAGAGGAGGAUUCGGACGAACUGACGUCCAUCGGAGAACAGGAUGCCUACAUUACAGUGGGAGAGGAUUCUCAUUAGGAUAGUUUCGUUAUAAACCCUUUCAUCGAUCUAUUUAUUCCAUUUAUUGUCGUCCAUAGUUCGUAGAAAAUUAAUAAAAGUUUCCGUAUCCAUAUCA